GGCUUGCCGGGAGGGGGCAGGUAGCGGCCGGGCGGGGUCCAAUGGGUGCCGGCUCCCGAGGAGAGGGCGGAGGACAGGAGGAAGGAGGCGGAAUCUGGGCCCCGGCCCCAUUCAUUGCCGCGGCCCGCCGGGCGGGGGUCCCGUGUUCUCGGAGUCAUGGAGGCGCUAAUUCCUGUUAUCAACAAGCUCCAGGACGUCUUCAACACUGUGGGCGCAGACAUCAUCCAGUUGCCUCAGAUCGUCGUGGUGGGAACGCAGAGCAGUGGAAAGAGCUCAGUGCUAGAAAGCCUCGUGGGGAGGGACCUGCUUCCCAGAGGCACUGGUAUUGUCACCCGGAGACCUCUCAUUCUGCAGCUAGUCCAUGUUUCACCUGAAGAUAAACGAAAAACAACAGGAGAAGAAAAUGGAGUUGAAGCAGAGGAGUGGGGUAAAUUUCUUCACACCAAAAAUAAGCUUUACACGGAUUUUGAUGAAAUUCGACAAGAAAUUGAGAAUGAAACAGAAAGAAUUUCAGGAAAUAAUAAGGGAGUAAGCCCUGAACCAAUUCAUCUUAAGAUUUUUUCACCCAACGUUGUAAAUCUGACACUUGUGGAUUUGCCAGGAAUGACCAAGGUGCCUGUAGGUGAUCAACCUAAAGAUAUUGAGCUUCAAAUCAGAGAGCUCAUUCUUCGGUUCAUCAGUAAUCCAAAUUCCAUUAUCCUCGCUGUCACUGCUGCUAAUACAGAUAUGGCAACAUCAGAGGCACUUAAAAUUUCAAGAGAGGUAGAUCCAGAUGGUCGCAGAACUCUAGCUGUAAUCACUAAACUUGAUCUCAUGGAUGCGGGUACCGAUGCUAUGGAUGUAUUAAUGGGAAGGGUUAUACCAGUGAAACUUGGAAUAAUUGGAGUAGUUAACAGGAGCCAGCUAGAUAUUAACAAUAAGAAGAGUGUAAUUGAUUCAAUCCGUGAUGAAUAUGCUUUCCUUCAAAAGAAAUACCCAUCUCUGGCUAACAGAAAUGGAACAAAGUAUCUUGCUAGGACUCUAAACAGGUUACUGAUGCAUCACAUCAGAGAUUGCUUACCAGAGUUGAAGACGAGAAUAAAUGUUCUAGCUGCUCAAUAUCAGUCUCUUCUAAAUAGCUAUGGUGAACCUGUGGAUGAUAAAAGUGCUACUUUACUCCAGCUUAUCACCAAAUUUGCCACAGAAUAUUGUAACACUAUUGAAGGAACUGCAAAAUAUAUUGAAACUUCAGAGCUAUGCGGUGGUGCUAGAAUCUGUUACAUUUUCCAUGAGACUUUUGGGAGAACCUUAGAAUCUGUUGACCCACUAGGUGGCCUUAACACUAUUGACAUAUUGACUGCCAUUAGAAAUGCUACUGGUCCUCGUCCAGCUUUGUUUGUGCCUGAAGUUUCAUUUGAGUUACUGGUCAAGCGGCAGAUCAAACGUCUGGAAGAGCCCAGCCUCCGUUGUGUGGAACUGGUUCAUGAGGAAAUGCAGAGGAUCAUUCAGCACUGUAGCAAUUACAGUACACAGGAGCUGUUGCGGUUUCCUAAACUUCAUGAUGCCAUAGUUGAAGUAGUAACUUGCCUUCUUCGUAAACGGUUGCCAGUGACCAAUGAAAUGGUCCAUAAUUUAGUGGCAAUUGAAUUGGCUUAUAUCAACACAAAACAUCCAGACUUUGCUGAUGCUUGUGGGCUAAUGAACAAUAACAUAGAGGAACAAAGGAGAAACCGGCUAGCAAGAGAAUUACCUUCAGCUGUAUCACGAGACAAGUCUUCUAAAGUUCCAAGUGCUUUGGCACCUGCCUCCCAGGAACCCUCCCCUGCUGCUUCUGCUGAGGCUGAUGGCAAGUUAAUUCAGGACAGCAGAAGAGAAACUAAAAAUGUUGUAUCUGGAGCUGGUGGGGUUGGAGAUGCUGUUCAAGAACCAACAACAGGCAACUGGAGAGGAAUGCUGAAAACUUCAAAAGCUGAAGAGUUAUUAGCUGAGGAAAAAUCAAAACCAAUUCCAAUUAUGCCAGCCAGUCCACAAAAAGGCCACGCUGUGAAUCUGCUGGAUGUGCCAGUUCCUGUUGCACGCAAACUAUCUGCCCGCGAGCAGCGAGAUUGUGAGGUUAUUGAACGACUCAUCAAAUCAUAUUUUCUUAUUGUCAGGAAGAAUAUUCAAGACAGUGUGCCAAAGGCAGUGAUGCAUUUUUUGGUUAAUCAUGUGAAAGAUACUCUUCAGAGUGAGUUAGUAGGACAGCUGUAUAAAUCAUCCUUACUGGAUGAUCUCCUGACUGAAUCUGAGGACAUGGCACAGCGUAGAAAAGAAGCAGCUGAUAUGCUAAAGGCAUUACAAGGAGCAGGUCAAAUUAUUGCUGAAAUCCGAGAGACUCACCUUUGGUGAAGAGAAAUGCAUAAUACUGAGACUUUGUUGACUCGAAAGUUGCUAGUUACUGCCUACUUAUUUAUGAACUCCUGUGUAUUACAGUGGUAUGAAUCUGCUUAUAUGAAGACUGGCUAUACACUGAGAAUUGUACUCUAUUACAGAAUGAAAUCGCACAUUUAAUCCAAAUAAAAGGCUGUUUCUGAAGUUUCCCAGUAUAUAUAAAAUACAUCAAGUCUGUCAUGUGACAGUUUCAUUUGAACUUAAAAGAAAUGUUAAUGUUCUCUUGUACAAGCAGCUUGUCUGUGGAUACGAUGACCUGUGUAAUCUGCUGCCAUGGUCCUUCAAGAAGAACGCACCAAGACACUUCAUACGACUGUACUGCAUGCACUAUAUAAACUGGUCUGGCUUUGAAAGAUGUGGGUUGACAAGUUACUCACAUAGUCACUGUAUUCCACCUGUCCUUUGAUUUCGCUUUAUCUCUGCAACCUUUGAUGUGUGAGUAAGAAAGCUGGCUGUAUGAGAGGAUCUAGAACAAGGAUACAGUGUGUGUAACUGUGCAGAAUGUAUAACUGCACAGCCCUUCCACUUCUGGGUCCAUACUGCCCUCGUGCAUUAAUCUUUGAUUCGUAUUAAACCUAGAAGCAUGAAUUACAUUCUCCUGUAUUAAAAACAACCAUCUAGACUUGACCAGCUCCUUUUGGUUUUUAGAAGUUCUAAAAAAUACUCCCCUUGGUUUUCAAAUAUGAUAGUAAUUCAGGUACAUCUUUAAAUUAGGGCACACCAUGCUCCAAGAUUCAUUGGAGUUGGGACUUAAAACUAAAUAUUACUUGGCAAUAGUUACUUUUGCUUCACACCAGCAAAAUAUAUUAGAACAAGGUAUGAAAAUACUGGUGGAGCCUUAUUUAAAGAAAACACCCCUAAUGGCUUAUAGACAACUAAAUUAAUUCAGAGGCUUGGAGGUGAGGUUUAGAACAUAACAUACAUUUUGUUAAAAUUCCUCAGGUGACUCUUGAUAUGAAUUACAUUAUAAAUUUUAAGAUAAUGGUCAAAAUCUUUAAGGCAUCUAGCUCCACUGCUUAACAACAUGUUAAAAAUAAAUUUUAUUAUCUGCAAUAUAGAAUUUACUUAAGUUACAACAUUUAUGAAGGAUAUUGGCAAUAUGAAUAUAUCUGUUAACUUCAGCUUAUGGUACCCAUUUACUAAGAAAUAACAGGCUCACCAACUUAUCUCACACAACAAAAAACACCCAGAUUCAGUCUGACAUGAUAUGGUACUUUGAAUUGGUUAGUAGUGCCAUCUUGAUAAAAUACAUGGUAUCAAAAUGUCUGUUAAUGCACUUUAAAAUCACUCCGCCAUCAUUAAACAUCAGCUUUGAAAUUCUAGCCAUCCUUGAUUUACUUAUUUCAGAUGAUUACCAUUUUAGCCUUUUGAAUUUGUAAGGGGGAAAAACCCCUUCUAAAGCGCCUUUCUCCAGCAUUUCAAACAUUUCCAAUUUAAAAUGUUCCCUUUAAAGACAUGCUAUGGUAAUGCACUUUCUAGUACUACACACCUUGUACAAAGAAAAACAGGCAAGAAAGGCAUGGAAAGAGAAAACCUUUGUUGGCCCUUAAACUGAGUGAAGUUCUGAAAUGUAGAGAUGAUCUGUGACAUUUAUAAUGGAUAUCUGUAUGUUCUUGCUGUGUAAAUAAAAUUGCUGGUCUGAAAUGA
Messenger RNA from Molossus molossus (Pallas's mastiff bat), 4056 nucleotides. It is a transcript of the gene DNM1L, whose product is annotated as dynamin 1 like. The record is from RefSeq and is a predicted model, not a curated record. Gene Ontology annotation, cellular component: cytoplasm; membrane; mitochondrion. The transcript is spliced from 20 exons. Gene Ontology annotation, biological process: mitochondrial fission; mitochondrial fragmentation involved in apoptotic process. Gene Ontology annotation, molecular function: microtubule binding; GTP binding; GTPase activity. The coding region runs from base 157 to 2367 and encodes 736 amino acids. Lineage: Eukaryota; Metazoa; Chordata; Mammalia; Chiroptera; Molossidae.